Molecule: messenger RNA, 1614 nt
Organism: Penicillium oxalicum
Lineage: Eukaryota; Fungi; Ascomycota; Eurotiomycetes; Eurotiales; Aspergillaceae
Product: MFS transporter
Exons: 5
Coding region: 1-1614 (537 amino acids)
Biological process (GO): transmembrane transport
Molecular function (GO): transmembrane transporter activity
Source: RefSeq, a predicted model, not a curated record
AUGAGCGGUCACUCUCAAUUGCCCGCCUCGGCCCGCCACGAGCGUGCCCAGCAUGACGACCAGUCGACAACAUCGACGGAUGACAUUGAAUCUCAGCAUUCAGCAUAUCAGGCGACCGACGAUGAGCAAGGGCGAGCGGUCGUGCCGCUCGAAAAGCAGAGCACCGCCGCAUCGGGUCUGUCGGUCUUUGAGCAGCGCGCGCAAUCGAUUGUAUCGCGCAUUCGCAGUCGCGAGCCCGGCCAGACAGCAAGAUUCACCCAUCCACUUUCGCAUACAAAAACGAGCCCGGAUGUGAUCGUCGACUUUGAAGGGCCAGAUGAUCCUUAUCGACCGUUGAAUUGGGGAUUUGGAAAAAAGGCAGUGACCACCGUGCUAUACGGAUUGACGACAAUGGGCGCAACAUGGGCAAGCUCUGUGUAUUCGACCGGUCAAAAACAGAUUAGCCAGGAAUUCGGCGUUUCUCUGGAGGUCUCCACACUAGGGACAUCGCUCCUUCUGUUCGGCUUGGGCCUGGCCGCAAUCAUGUCCUUUGGCACAGCCACUGCCAAAGAUCUGCAAACCAUCAUGUUAACGCGAUUCUUCACGGGCUUUUUCGGCUCUGCACCGGUAACAAAUACCGGCGGUGUCUUGAGUGAUAUCUGGACGCCUGAGCAGCGAGGUGCUGCCAUUGUCGGAUAUGCCAUGGCAGUCGUUGGUGGACCCGUUCUCGGUCCCAUCGUUGGUGGCGCUAUUGUCCAGAGUUACCUCCAUUGGCGAUGGACAGAAUAUAUCACCGGCAUUAUGAUGAUGUUUUUCCUGCUUCUGGAUCUCAUCUUUAUUGACGAGAGCUAUCCACCCGUGCUCCUGGUCUACAAGGCUCGACGGCUUCGAUUCGAAACCGGAAACUGGGCUCUGCACGCCCGGCAUGAAGAAUGGGACGUGACACUCAGAGAACUGGGAAAUAAGUAUCUCGUACGACCCUUCCAACUACUUGCCACACCGAUCUGCUUCUUGGUUGCAUUAUACGCCUCUUUCGUCUACGGCAUUCUCUACCUCAGUCUGGCCGCGUUUCCCAUUGUCUUUCAAGAAAUUCGUGGAUGGAAUCAAGUCGUCGGCGCCUUGCCUUUCCUGGCUUAUCUGGUGGGUAUCCUGAUCGGCGCCGUGAUCAACUUGUCCAACCAGCGCUUCUACCUCAAACGCUUCAAGGCGAACAACAACCGGCCCGUCCCCGAAGCAAGACUGCCCCCGAUGAUGAUCGGCUCGGUGAUGUUCGCAGCAGGCUUGUUUGUAUUCGGCUGGACAAGCCCCAAACACAUUCAUUGGAUUGGACCCAUCAUCGGCGCUGUCAUGAUGGGCUUUGGAUUCUUCACCAUUUUCCAGGCAGCGCUGAACUAUCUCAUCGACACCUUUCAAAAGACCUCCGCCAGCGCCAUUGCCGCAAACACCUUUUUACGAUCCGUCUUUGCCGGUUGUUUCCCACUUUUCACGAGCGCCAUGUUUCACAAUCUGGGCGUGCCGUGGGCAGCGAGUAUACUGGGUUUUGUGUCUAUAGCCUUGAUUCCUAUUCCUUAUCUUUUCUACGUCUUCGGGAGACGUAUUCGCGCACGUGGGAAAUGGUCAAGGGCGUCAUUAUAA